Molecule: messenger RNA, 954 nt
Organism: Caenorhabditis angaria
Lineage: Eukaryota; Metazoa; Nematoda; Chromadorea; Rhabditida; Rhabditidae
Source: the annotation of a GenBank genome assembly
AUGUCCCUUCUUUGUCUUCCAAAUGAGAUGAAAAUUGAAAUUCUGAAAAAUCUUGAAUUUUCUGAAUGUCUCAAAUGUCAACUCCUCUCUUCACAUUUUCAAUCUCUGAUUCUGAAAAAUCAGAGAUUUUUGAGAUCGCAAAAAGUUCGCCAAUUAUUUGUGACAAAGCAAAAUAUUCGAGUGAAUUUUGAGAAUUCGAAAAAUAUUUGGAUUUUGGAUUUUGAUGAGGCAGAAUUGUAUUUGAGAAAUUCUACAGUAACUGUUUUAUGGCUGGAAUUAGUGAGUUGGAUUUUUUUUUUGAAAAAAUGUUAAAACUUUUUUUCACAGAUAAACUAUGAUUUUGAACCAAUCAAAUAUCUUUCCUCAAUUUUUUCUUUUAAAUUCAAAAUUGAAAAUCUGAAAUUGGGAAGUUCCAAAGUUCCAUGUGAUUUGGAAAAACUUGAGGGAUUUAUGGAUUCGAAAAAUUGUAGAAAUUUGAUUGUCGAUAAACGAUUCAAUAUUUCUCCAAAGUUUCUGAAAAUGGAUACGGUGAGAGAUUUUUCAGUGGCUGUCGUAAAAAAUUUAACAAAAAAUUUUUUAGCUUCUUGGCCUCACAAUAUCUCAAACUGAAAGGAUUUCCAUAUCAAUCAAAAAUUUUAAAGGAACAUGGCUCGAAUUAGACAAAAAUGAUCUAACAACUUCGGAAAUCAUUGAAAUAAUAAAGGUAACUUCAACUUCUCAUUUUUUCAUAAUCCAAAAUUUUUCAGCGCUGGAAAUCCGGGAAAAUCCCAAAUAUUCAUCAAUAUAAUAUUUGUCUGAAUGAUUAUUUGAAUAUUUUAGAACAACUUCAAGAGAUUUGCAUAUGUUUAGAAUAUCCAAGAAAAUUCGAAACAUUAAGAAAUACAUUGUCAAGUGAAAAACUGAUUCUAGAAAUUCAUAAGACAACAAAAUUUUCUAAUUUUUAUUCUCUUGUGA